Messenger RNA from Cooperia oncophora, 237 nucleotides. The record is from the annotation of a GenBank genome assembly. NCBI's taxonomy places the organism in Eukaryota, Metazoa, Nematoda, Chromadorea, Rhabditida, Trichostrongylidae.
AUGAGGCCAACAGCGGGUCUUAUUGUAAUAGGCGAUGAAAUAUUGAAAGGAUCAACAAUGGACACGAACUCCCAUUUCAUCUGUAAAAAUCUGCAUCAGCUCGGCGUUCAGGUUAAAAAAGUAAGUUCUGUGACAUGGCGGUUUUUGUCGUUUUCUGCACCAGCUUUCAUAAACGUCUCGCUUUCUUUUUCUCUCUUCCACUUCGUGAAAGGUUAUCUAUACUACAACAUUUACUAA